CACACACUCAGCCACUCACUCACAGAGACGCUCAUGUCAGCUCCCUCUGUUUUACUUUGUGAAAUAGUAGUGGAUUACUUUCCAAACCGAGCCACUCACUGAGUAGAUCCAGGCAUGAUCAGGUGGCAGCGUGUCGGAGCAGCGUUGAAGUGUGAGAUGAACCAUGGAGGGGUGCAGGAGGCCAGUCACUAGCCGAGCCAGCAGCAGCCUCACAACCACCAGCACCAGCAGCACCAGCAGGAGAAGCAGUAGCCCAGGGAGGCCCCUGAGCAUGCAGCUGGGCUCUCACUAGCACCAAGUGGACCCCGUCCUCUCCUCUUCACCUGGGGGCCAGGGCUGCAGAAUGCUCAGUCCUGUCACCCCAUACAGUCUGUUGAAGAUGCACUGGUCUCCGGAGCACGCUGCCCCCUUAUCUCAGUGGCCUGAGCAGCACCUUGAUGUCACCUCCACCACCUCGCCGCCGUCUGCCCACAAACACGACCCCUACUCCACCGCUGCUCGCCGUGGCUUUGGCCCCACGGGUUACCCCUGGGCCAGUGAUGACAUAUCAGCCCUUACUGCUUCUUCUCUGCUGAAACGCUAUGCAGAUAAAUACUCUGGCCUGGAGCUGUCCUACGACCGCCCCCCUGCUGGAGCCUACUCCGAGCCUGGACCUUUCCUGAAGACAGAGCCUGAGGUCUGGGCUCUGGGUCAGAGCAUGGAGUGUUACCCUGGACUAGAGGCAUUAACUGGCACCAAGAUGGGUUCUGCCUCUGGGGGCAUCCCAGCCACAGGAAGUGUAACAGUCAUAAGCAGCAACCUGGCGUCUGAGCCAAGUUACAGUGGCGCUAGCUCCUGCAAUGCGCCGUCAUCUCAGGAAUACCCUCCUGCCUACAACAGCACCUACCUGUCCUCAGGAUACUGCCCUCAGCCCAGCGCAGCACUUCCCCCCGCCACGCUACACUCUCUGCAGGCCACACCCACUCUAGUGCCCAGCUACAGCGCCAGCACUCCCGUCUACAACUACCCUCCUGGGUGCUACCCCCAAACCAGCCUGUCCUCUGGAUAUAGCCACCCCAGUGCCUCCUACCUGCCCUCUGGCAUUAGUGCCCCGACUCCUCUGGCCCCUCGGCCCACCAUGUUGGGGGGGAGUUACAGUUAUGCGUCUCACAGCCUUGGAGGGAGCUCCGAGGCAGGGGCGCCGCUGAAACGCAAGGCUUUCGAGAUGUCGGAGGAAGGACAAGAGGGAGCAGAGGUGGAGGGAUCGCGCUACAGGAAGUACGGCAACGGAAACAGUCACAGCAAGAGCCACGGCAACGUGCACGCCAACGGCUAUGAUAUUGGCGUCCCCGCCUCCGAUCCACAGGCCUACAAGCCCGGAAAGCCUCUGAUGUCGCCCCCGUAUGGUGGGGCAGGGGAAUACAGCCCACCGUCGGGCCUUGCAGGAGAGAGUGUAUCAGGGGAGCACAACUUUCCUCAGCAGCAGCAGCAGAGAAUGUCCAUGAAGAUCCCGGCCCCGCACACACGGUCUGAGGAUCCAGCUGGAGGCCGCUGACACUCUCUGCCACUCAUGGAGAGGAUUCCCUCGCUCUUAUGAAGCAACCAGAGUUUUUAAUCCAGGCAGAUUUGGGGGAAUGGCAUUCGAUUUAUAAAACAAAAGGUUUCAUUUCACUACAAACACAGGAUAGCACAAGACUGGUAUUUUCUGUGCGUCUUUAUUUUUUUCCAUCACUCAUGUUUUUUCCAAAGAUUCACAGGGGCCUCUAGCCCCCAUAAGGUCGAGGUAAGUCUUAGGGGUGAGGUCGAGGCAUUCUCUAUAUGGAUAUUAUUAAGACAGUCUAUAUGUGUGAGUGUCUGUUUCUCUCAGGAUCCUAUUUAUUUCCUUUCUGCUGCUGUGGUAACAGCACUGCAAUGUUGCAGAUGUUUGAAGUCAGUGUAAUUAUUUGUGGCCGCUAUGUGUGUGACGGGCCUUUGACUGCAAUAUGUUCUACCACACCACAGAAAGAAAAAAUCAUUACUGACCAAAAAAAGUAAGGAGAGCAAUAACUGAAACGGUGAGAUUGCCACACUUCUUCAGCACAAUCACUGCUACUUUACAAAGCUCACUACACGACCUGUGUCACUCGAGAAAUGAAUGUUUCCCUGCUUUUUCCCGUGAACAUAUUCGUAACCCUUAUUUUUCAGUUUCCUUCACCUCUUUCUUUCUUCUCUGUUUUGCCGCUUCAGCAGCUUUUGUCUGUGUCCAGUUUAAGCACGCCAAGCUGCUCAUCAAACGUUCACAUGAUAGUAUACACGAAGCCGCCCUUGAGAAUGUUUUCACCUCAGGAAAGAGUGGAGAAAUAAUCUAAAUGUUAAUGUUCAUUUAAAACGUUCGGGUUUUUUUUGCAUUCACACAAUGUCAUUAUACAGAUUUAUGCAGACCGUGUGUUGCUUACAUGCAGAUUUAUAUCCUAAAACAAACGGGUGUGUCUGAAUGAUAAAACCUGUUCCAGUUUAUGCAUCAACUUAACCAAAAAACAAACAAAAAGGGCACUCAGUAGGGCACACCUUACACAGGAUUGUCCCGUUCCUAUAGUAGAAAUUUAAUAAGAAAAAAGGAAGCGGUAAGGAAAAAAAGCUCUUAAAGCCAGGGUUGGUAAUCCUGGAAAAGCUAGCAAACUUUGUUUCAGGAACAAAUCACCAAACCUGGCUUUAAUCCAUAUCUGCACCAACCCCAUCGAUUAAGUCGUUUUUGCAUAAUCCUGCUAACAAAUGAACCAGCAAGCAGACAAAGGGGAAAAUGUAAUCUUCUUGGUGGAGGUAGUUACCACGCUUAAGUUUUCUUUCUGCUAAAAUUCACUCAGAGCAAACAUGUUGAAGGUGAAUGAGCCUGUUUGGAUGCACAGACCAGUGAAUGAGUGACGUGCAGAUUUCUAUAAAUGCGUCUGGAUGAGAACAUCCAACAACGUCAACACGACUUUCUUUAUGAAGACCCGCUUGUCCUCUAGGAUUUGCCUCUUCUUUUUUCUAAAUAUGCAUUGUCUUUACCUUUGCCUCUGAAAAGGAUGAUUUAUAGUUGUGUUAUUGAAUACUCAGGAAGAAUAUUGUUACCUCAGAAUGAUAAAAAAAAAAGAAUGUAUGUUAUUACCUUUGGGUGUUUGUAAGGAGCUUUAUGGAGCAAGAUGAAAAUGGAGCCAUGGCUUUGUCAAAGAGAAAAAGAUACUCUGAACACUUCAGGGAAAUAAUGAACUCACAAGGCCUUUGAUACAAACCGUAGAAUACACACACACACAUACAGCCACACACACAUACAGCCAUGCACACGCACACACACACACACACACACACACGCUGCUUCUUAGCUCUGGGGGAAUUAAACUUGAGGUUUUUGUACCAAGGCCUGAAAUGUUGAAUGUAAUUCAGAUAUUUUUUUUAAAAAGGACAAUACAUGCCAUAAUGUACAUCAAUUUAUGUUUUUAGAUAUAUGAAACAUAUUUUCUUCUUGUAUAGAUGUAAUUCUUUGCUAGGUUUUUGAUGGAGCAAUGAAUGACAUGUUAAGUGUUAGUGUAGUUAGCAGUGGGGCAAUGGUUUUGUGGACAAAAAAAAAAAAAGUCAAAGCAAAGCACUCCUGAUAGACGACAUUCGACAUAUCAAGACACACAGUAUGUACCAUGCUCUAUAACAGGUAUUUUCAUUAAUUGUCUUAAUACAGUGUCCAGCUUCCAUUUCCCAUGUCAGUAUUGCAAAACUACUUGAGAGCACGUCACCGGUCAAUCAGCUGGAAUUUAGCUUUAACGUGAAUUGACACCAUGAAGAAGGGAGAAGUGAAUUGUGACGGAUGUGCACUGUAAAAAGUACAGUCACAACUUUAAAUCCUUUUUUUGCGGCUGUGAUGUUUCAUCCCAUCAUGAAUUGUGCCAUACCCUUGUAUUUUGUGCAAAGAGAAGCCCCUUGGAGGCUGAACCAAAACCAAACUCCUGCCUAAACGCAUGAUCCCCUUUUAAUAGUAAGAUUUUUUUAGGCUACGAUGCAACUUCAGAUUUUAGUCUGAAAUCCAGUGUGGUGAAAAAAGUACUUUAAUGCCUCUUUUUGAGAGAAAAAAAGCACAUUCAUUAAAAAAAAUGUUAACUUAAUCAGAGGGUUAAACCGAUUUUGCUUCAAAUUAUGCAGAGGAAGAAAAAUGACAGAUGAAUAAAUUGAUGUAAAGCAAUUAAUGGUGUAUUCUUACCCCCAGAUUUUAAAAGUGUUUAAGCGCUUAGUUUCAACAAUUGAAUGCUCUUGAAUACCACACAGGGAAUGUGCUCUACAUUAACCCACAGGCUGCGACAGACGACAGAUUAUUCACUGUUAAUUCAUGGAAGUAUGUGGAGUUGAGUUUGUCCACAAGAUCAAGAAAUGGGAUUUCAGUGUUAUGACUUUUGUGAUUCAGUUGUUCUUUUGUUGUAUCUUGUACAUUUUCUGUAACCACUUCUACCUCAUUCUGAAGACGAACAUUGAAAUAUUUAUUUCAUGUCAUUUCACUAACCAGUUUUAAGGAGCAAUGUUUCGAAUACUUGACCUGUUCUAGUCUACCUCACUAAAGACUGUUGUGUCAUGGAAAUGAAGAUAUACCAAAAAAAU
Messenger RNA from Limanda limanda (common dab), 4578 nucleotides. Its product is annotated as fidgetin-like protein 2. Lineage: Eukaryota; Metazoa; Chordata; Actinopteri; Pleuronectiformes; Pleuronectidae. Bases 344 to 1534 code for a protein of 396 amino acids. The transcript is spliced from 3 exons. The record is from RefSeq and is a predicted model, not a curated record.